Messenger RNA from Aspergillus terreus NIH2624, 687 nucleotides. RefSeq lists its product as uncharacterized. Bases 1 to 687 code for a protein of 228 amino acids. Lineage: Eukaryota; Fungi; Ascomycota; Eurotiomycetes; Eurotiales; Aspergillaceae. The transcript has 3 exons. The record is from RefSeq and is a predicted model, not a curated record. Gene Ontology annotation, molecular function: oxidoreductase activity.
AUGAAUCAGCGCCGAUUCUUCAACGUCUGGACUCCGGAAAACCCCCGAGCCUCAGGACCUCCCCGUUUGAUAUCACAUAGACAGCGUGGGAUCCGCCCUUCCCUUCUGAAUACUCUGAAGGACAAAGUUGUUGUCCUCACGGGCGGGUCCACCGGCAUCGGACGAUGCGCCGUUGAGCAGUUCCACGAACAUGGAGCAAGAGUCGUAUUUGGCGACGUGUCCUUAGACGCAGGCCGUGAGCUGGCGACACGCCUCGGGCCAGGAGUUCGGUUCCUUCCUUGCGACUCCUCAUCGUACACAGAUCAACUGGAGCUCUUCCGGGAGGCAGGGCAAGCAUUCGGCGGUGUGGACAUCGUGGUCGCGAAUUCAGGCAUCGCCAACCACAAGGAUAUCUUCGACCCGUCGUGCGAUAUCAACGUGGAGCCGUCGAUGAAAGAGAUUGACGUCAACCUGAAGGGCGCAUUGUAUAGCACCCGCAUUGGCCUGCAUUACCUCCGGCAACGUAAUGGUGGCGAUGUGGUACUUGUGAGCAGUAUUUCCGGGUUCAAGGAGUGUGUCGGUUUGGGCACGUACACUGCUAGUAAGCAUGGGGUGGUUGGGAUCGUGAGAGGACUGCACUUGCAGUCGAUUCCUGAGAACAUCAGGAUCAACGUCAUCUGUCCUUGGAUGACUAGUGAGUGCUUCUAG